This is a messenger RNA of Linum tenue, 2857 nucleotides long. The record is from the annotation of a GenBank genome assembly. NCBI's taxonomy places the organism in Eukaryota, Viridiplantae, Streptophyta, Magnoliopsida, Malpighiales, Linaceae.
AUGAUGUCGAGAUCGUACACGAAUUUACUGGACCUGGCCAAGGGGAAUUUUCAGAACAUCAAUCCUGAGAGGAAGGGAUUGUCGAGGGUUAUGAGCGUUCCUGGCAAGUUCUCGGACAUGGAAGACGACGAUGAGCCCGCUUCCUCUGACAAUCCCUCCACAUUGUCUGUGGACAGGAUGAUCAUCGUCUCGAACCAGCUCCCCGUGAAGGCUGUCAGGAAUCCUGAUGACCAAGGCUGGAGUUUCGCCUGGAACGAGGAUUCCCUGGUUCUGCAGCUCAAGGAUGGUUUCUCUGAAGACAUGGAGGUUUUCUAUGUCGGUUCUUUGAAUGUCGAAGUCGAUUCCAAGGACCAGGAUGAAGUGUCUCAGGUUCUGCUAGACAGGUUCAAGUGUGUGCCGACAUUCCUCCCGCGCGACAUUUACACCAAGUUCUAUGAUGGUUUCUGCAAGAAGCAGCUCUGGCCACUCUUCCAUUACAUGCUGCCUCCUGUUGAGGAAGGCAGCAGAUUCGACAGGUCCUUGUGGGAGGCUUACGUAGCAGCAAACAGGUUGUUCUCACAGAAAGUGGUUGAGAUUCUCAACCCAGAAGAUGAUUUCAUCUGGAUUCACGAUUACCAUCUGAUGGUGCUGCCAACUUACUUGAGGAGGCGGUUUAACAGAAUCCGGAUGGGUUUUUUCCUUCACAGCCCGUUCCCUUCGUCUGAGAUCUACAGGACCCUUCCUGUGAGGGAAGAGAUACUCAAGGCAUUGCUCAAUACCGAUCUAAUUGGGUUCCAUACUUUUGAUUAUGCUCGACAUUUUCUUUCCUGUUGCUGUCGGAUGCUGGGUCUCGAGUAUCAGUCCAAGAGGGGAUACCUUGCACUGGAAUAUUAUGGAAGGACCAUUGGUAUCAAGAUUAUGCCAGUUGGGGUUCAUAUGGGUCGAAUUCUUUCGGUAAUGAAACAAACUGAUAAGGAGUCUUGGAUUUCUGAGCUGAAAAAGCGGUACCAAGGUAAAACUGUGUUGCUUGGUGUGGAUGAUAUGGAUGUCUUCAAAGGGAUCAAUCUGAAACUGUUGGCUAUGGAGCAGAUGCUCAGGCAGCACCCUAUCUGGCAGGGAAAGGCUGUGUUGGUUCAAAUAGUAAACCCUGCAAGAGGCAACGGGAUUGAUUUGGAGGAUAUAAGAACUGAAAUACAAGAUAGCUGCAAGAGGAUCAAUGGCCUAUUUCGAAUGCCUGGCUAUGAACCAAUAGUGAUUGUUGAUACUCCAAUCUCAGUGGGCGAGCGAGUUGCUUACCACAGCAUUGCUGAAUGUGUCGUUGUUACAGCAGUGAGAGAUGGCAUGAAUCUCACACCGUAUGAGUACAUAGUCUGUAGACAAGGCAGUGAUACAUGUACAAACUUCCAUGGGUUGAAGAAGAGCAUGUUAGUGAUAUCAGAGUUCAUCGGUUGUUCUCCAUCGUUGAGCGGUGCAAUUCGUAUCAACCCUUGGAACGUCGAGGCAACAGGCGAGGCAAUGAACCAAGCAAUUUCAACUUCCGACUCCGAACAACAGUUGCGACAUGAAAAGCAUUAUCGGUACAUCAGCACUCAUGAUGUUGCUUAUUGGUCGAGGAGUUUCUUGCAUGACCUGAAGAGAAAUUGUGCUGAUCAUAACAGAAAAAUGUGCUGGGGGAUAGGAUUUGGGUUUGGUUUCAGAGUGAUGGCUCUUGAUCCCAAUUUCAGAAAGCUGUCUGGAGCUGUUAUUGUUUCGGCAUACAAGAUGGCAAAGAGUAGAGCAAUACUGUUGGACUAUGAUGGUACUGUGAUGCAUCAAAACGCCAUCAACAAAUCGCCGACUCAGGAAGUGAUCUCCAUCCUCAACAGACUCUGCGAUGACCCAAACAACACAGUUUUCAUUGUCAGCGGCCGAGGGAGGGACAGCUUGGCUGAGUGGUUUUCUCCUUGUAAGAAGCUUGGUAUUGCUGCCGAACACGGCUACUUCCUGAGGUGGACGCAAGAUGGAGGAUGGCAAACCUGCGUACAGAGCAGUGAAUUCGGGUGGAUGCAGAUUGCUAGGCCUGUGAUGAAGUUGUAUACAGAAGCUACAGAUGGGUCUUCCAUUGAGACCAAGGAAAGUGCUCUGGUCUGGCAAUACCGGGAUUCAGACCCUCGAUUUGGAUCAGCUCAGGCGAAGGAGCUGCUCGACCAUCUGGAGAGUGUCUUGGCCAAUGAACCUGUCGCUGUAAAGAGUGGUCAGUUCAUUGUAGAAGUGAAGCCUCAGGAAGUCAGCAAGGGGAUAGUUGCAGAUAAAAUUUUCACGGCUCUGUCGGGAAAGGGGAAAAAGGCUGACUUCGUUCUGUGCAUUGGAGACGAUAGAUCAGAUGAAGACAUGUUUGAAGCAAUUGGGAAUGCACUGGCAGGGAAAGUUCUCGCCUCAAAUGCCUCAGUUUUUGCUUGCACGGUUGAACAGAAACCCAGCAAAGCCAAAUACUAUCUGGAUGACAUAGCUGAAGUUGUUAGCACCCUUGAAUCUCUUGCUGAUGUCUCCACUACUCUCCAGUAGACACACCCACCCACCAUUUUCCUCUCAUCCCGAGAACCACACUGGGACUUCAUAGCAAAGCUUUGUGGGACGGAAUUUUUACUCUUUCUGAGUUUUGUCAGGUUACUUCUGAACUAGAAUGAAUUAGCAUUUGAAGAUAGUAGAUAGAGAGAGAGAGGGAGAGAGAUCUCUUGGCAUUGUUACCCCCUUUUUCUGUUUUCCUUUCUUACGUUCAUUUAGCAGUUUGUGUCGAUUCUUCUUUUCCCAGAAGAGAUUUUCAGAAAGAAUUACGUGUAUAGUUGGACAAUUCAUAACCUUAAGAUGAUAUUUAUUUUUAUCCCCUUUUCUGAAGUGU